CGGGGCUUCGGCCGGUCAGACCUUCGCCCCCGCUCCGCCAGGGCCAGGGCGGGCCAAUGACUGUCGAGAUCUGGAGCACGUGAUGGGGGCGGGCCCUUCGCCGGAAGGGCGGGCUGAGGCGAGCGGCCCGUAGCGCGAUAUGGAUCAGAAACUUUCAGAGUUGGUAGAAGAGCUCACAACUUCAGGAGAGCCCCAAGUGAACCCCGAGAAAAUGAAGGAACUGAAGAAAAUUUGCAAGUCUUCAGAGGAGCAGCUUGGCCACACCUACCACCUGCUGAUGACCCAGCUAAGCCAGGAGCAUGCGGAGAUCCGCCUCUCCGCCUUCCAGGUCCUGGACCAGCUCUUCGCCAGGUCUCACCAGUUCAGGACGCUGGUUGUUUCCAACUUCCAGGAGUUCUUGGAGCUCACGCUGGGCACCGACCAUGAGCGGCCCCUGCCACCCCCCAGGGAGGUGGCACAGAGACUGAGGCAGGCGGCCACCCGGGCCAUCCGUGGCUGGAACGAGAAGUACGGCGCAGCCUAUAAGAAGCUGGCCCUAGGCUUCCACUUCCUAAAGCACAGCAAACAGGUAGAUUUCCAAGACUCGGAUGCUCGCACUCUGGCAGAAAGAAAACGAGCAGAAGAGAAACAGAAGCGCUUGGACAGAAUCUACAAGGAAAGGUCUGAGUGGGCAGCGAGGGAGAUGGAAGAGAUGUCCGCGGAGAUCCGGGGCUGCCUCACCGAGCUAGAGAGCUGCUUCCGACUGCUGCUGCCCUUCGACCUCGACCUGGUCCCCGGGGCCGCUGGGUGCCCCGUGCCUGAGGAAGGCGACAGGGACGAGGAGCAGCCCUGCUGCAGCAAGAGCCUGCCCGCCUGCACACGCAGCCCAGGAGCCGUGGGCACGGGAGGGCCGCCCCCGGAGGACGGGGACGGCGACCAGGAUGGGUUCGUGCGGCAGCACGGGCUGGGCUCCCGCCAGUACACGCUGGCCGUGGACCUUUCCCCAGACAGCCUGAGGGUGCGUGAGAACGAGGACAACUCGGCCGUCAUCCGUGCAGCGCAGGAUGCGCUCAGGCUCAUCCAGAACAAGCUCCUGCCGGCUGCAUGCUCCUGGGUCCAGCUGUUCACUCGUGCGGGGACUCAUGGCGGGCACUUGGAGGGCGCCAUCCACCUGAAGGCCAAGCUGGAAACUGCCUUGAAGAGGUCCCGGGAGCUGGACAUCGCACCCGAGGAGGGCCGCAGGGGGGAGACAGCAGGCCCCGAAGAUGAGGACGAGGAUGAGGACGACUUCCUGGAGGUCCCGGAGAAGGAGGGCUACGAGGCCUGUGUCCCCGAGCACCUGCAGCCUGAGUGCGGGCUGGAGGAAGGUCUGGCCGCACCAGGCUCGCAAGCGAGGAAGAAGCCUGGGAUGGACACGGACGCCUGUGACCCCACCUCUGCGGCCGCCCAGCGGCAUCGGCUCCGGCCCCACGGGCCCCCAGCCUCGCCCCCAAGCCCCAGGGCUCUGCUGGCGCCCGAGCAGGCUGCGCGGCGGGCGGCAGAGCAGGCCCGAGCGCCUGUUGUCCCCUUUGGGGUGGACCUGUGCUACUGGGGCCAGGAGGAGCUGAUGGCCGGCAAGGUCCUCAAGUGUGACUCGGAGCACCGGUUCUGGAAGCCCUGCGAAGUGGAUGCCGAGGUGGACAGCGCCGGCGUCUCCGAGGCCCUGAGGAGCCGCUGCUUCCCCUUCGCGGGGCGGUUUGAGCCCGUGCAGCACCGCUGCCGCGCCCCGCGGCCUGACGGCAAGCUCUGUGCACGCCAGGACCGCCUGAAGUGCCCUUUUCACGGGAAGAUCAUCCCGAGAGACGACGCGGGCCAGCCCCUCCACGCAGAGGACAGGGCACGGGAGCAGCGGCAGCAGCUGCAGAGGCCAGCGGGGCGCCCAGACUGGCAGGACCCCGAAUUCCUGAGGGACGUGGAGGCGGCCACCGGGGUGAAUCUGGGCUCGUCCAGGCCUGGCGGGAAAGGCAAGGGCAAGCGGCGGAAGCACCCGGGCCUCACCGACCUCAAGCGGCAGGCUGACACGGCCCGCGCACGCAUUGCCAAGAAAGUGUUCGCCAAGGCAGCUGUGCAGAGGGUGGUCACCGCCAUGAACCAGAUGGACCAGAAGAAGCAUGAGAAGUUUGCAAACCAGUUUAACUACGCCCUAAAUUAGGGCCAACCCCAUUCAUGGUCCCCUGUGGUCGUCAGCGCCUCCUCUCUGGGUGCGGGCGAUAACAGCAGUCAUCAUCCAGUGUGUUUAAUGCGAGGACUUGGCACACACUCUAAUCUAAAUGUCCCAGAGGCGUGGACGUUCCUGCUGCGGGGACCUCGGCCAGCACUUAUGGGCCGCCUGCCUGGUCGCCUGGGGUGAACCGGGCAGCCUGGCUCCCUGGGGGCAUCUUGUACGGCCUGUGCGCUUUGUGACGUGGUUCAGGGUUGCUCAACGUCCAGGAUGAAUGCAGCCCUGCCCUGCCCCCAGCUUUCUCCCCUUCUCCUCUGGGUCUGCCUGCGGGACGUUUCCUGUGCCUGGAGUCACAGCCCCACACGGCCCUGGGUGUGGCUGCCUUCGUGGCAGUGUCCUCAAGGCCGUCCCCUCUGGUGCUGUCAGCGCAUUGUCCUCUUAGGUUCAGAUGACGCUCCGCUGUGUGACAAGACCACGCUUACCUGUUCAUCAUGGACAUGUGGGUGGUUUGCACUUUGGGAUUAUUACAGAUACUGUUAAUGACCGUUUGUGUGCAAGUUUUUGCAUGGGCGUAUAUUUUCAUUCCUUUUGGGUUUAUGCCUAAAAAUGAAAUGGAUGGGUUGUAUAGUAACUGUGUAUAACUUUACUGAUGAAUUGCUGAAAUGUUUUCCAAAGCAGCUGCACCAUUUACAUCCCUACCAGUGCAUCUGGGUGCUCAUUUCUCCAUGUUCUUGCCACACUUGUUAUCAUCAGUCCUUUUAAUUUUAGCCAUCUUAGUAGGUGUGAAGUGGCAUCUCAUUGUGGUUUUGACUUGCAUUUUCCUAAUGAUGAAUGAUGGUGAACAUCUUGUUGUUCAGUCGCUAAGUCUUGCCCAACUCUGUGACCCCAGGGACUGCAUUAUGCCAGGCCUCCCUGUCCGUCACCAGCUCCUGGAGUUUGCUCAGACUUAUGUCCAUUGAGUCAUGAUGCCAUCCAACCACCUAUGUUGAACAUCUUUUCAUGUGCUUGUUGGUCAUUGUUUAUCUUCUUUGGAGAAACAUCUAGAUCCUUUGCCCAUUUUCAGUUGAGUUGCUGUUUUGAGUUGUAAGAGUUCUUUGUAUAUUCUGGAUACUAGACCCUUAUGGGAUUUAUGAUUAUUUUCCCCCAUUCUACGUUUUCAUUUUCUUACAGUGUUCUCUGAAACACAAAAACUGUAAAUUUUGAUAUCCUAUAUGUCUGUUAUUCAUUUUGUCACUUGUGCUUUUCACAUCAUAGUUAAGCAGCGGUUGCUUAAUCACAAGUCAUGAAUGUAAUUCAUGUUUUCUUCUAGGAGUUUUAUGAUCUUGCUCUUAAACUUAGGUCUUUGGUGUGGAUCAACCAUUUUGAGUUAAUUUCUGUCUGUGCAUCAUUUGUGUGGAUAUCUGGUUGUCUCAGCAUUAUUUAUCGAAAAAAUUUUUCUUUCUCCCAUUGAAUUGUCUUGGCACCUUUAUUGACUGUAAGUUGGCACUAAAUGUCUGAAUUCAUUUCUGGAGUCUCACUUCUGUUCCCUGACCUUGUGCUGCUACUACACAGUCUUGACUGAUGCAGCCUUGUGGGAAGUUUUGAAAGCCUCCGACUUUGUUCUUUUUAAACAUUGUUUUGGCCGUUCUGGGUCUUUUAGAUUUCCAAAUAAAUUUUAGGAUGAUCUUGUCAAUUUCUGCCAAAAAAUAAAAAGGUGUCUGAGAUUUUACGGAUUGUGUUGACUUUUAUGCGAGGAUUUUUUUCAACAGUAAAUACUUUGGGGUCCCACAUGAACUGUGGUUGGGUGAAUCCUCGGAGGCAGAACCACAGAUGCAGGGCAGGUAGUACCCCCAACCCCUUUGAUGUUGAGGUCAAACAUAAUGUCGUCUUAAAUUUUAAACUUAGUGAACUUACAGCAUCUUUCCAUAUACUUAGGUUUUCUUUGUAUUUUCACGGUUUUGUAGUUUUUCGUAUACCAGGUGUCGUUUGUUAAAUUUAUUCUUAAAUGUUUUAUUCUGUGUGAUGCCAUUGUAAAUGUGGUUCUCUGAAUUUCGUUUUGGGAUUGUUCACUACUAAUACCUAGAUAUUACACCUGAUUGUUUUACAUUGAUCGUAUAUCCUGAAAGCGCUCAGCUCACUUACUAGUUCUAAGGCUGUGUAUGCGUGUGUAGAUUCCUUAGGAUUUUUUGUACAUACUGUCAAGUCAUCUGCAAGAGAAAGUUGUGUUUCUUCCUUUGCAGUUUGGAUUCCUUUUAUCUCUUUGUCUUGUCUAGUUGCUCUGGCUGGAGCCUCAGAGCAGAGCCAGAGAGAACUGGAGAGAAGAGACCUCUUCUCGUGCCUGAUCUGAGAGGAAGAGCUCUCGGUCUUUUCCCACAGAGUGUGACGGUAUCUGGGCUUUUUGUAGUUGCCGCGUAGCAGGUUGAGGAUGUUCCCUUAUGUUCCUAGUUUGUUGAGUGUUUUGUCAUGAAGGGAGUUGAAUUUUUGUCAAAUGCACGUUCUGUGUCUGUUGAAAUGACUGUGUGGUUUCUACCCUUUAUUUUGUUGGUACGGUGCAUCACAUUAGCUGCUUCUCAUGUGUUGAACCACCCUUGCAUUCAUGGGAUAAAUCCCACAUGGUCAGUUCAGUCGUUUGUAUAUUUCUAGAAAUCUGUCCAUCUUAUCUAGGUUAUACAUACAGUUCAUAGUAUUCCUUUAUAAUCAUUUGUUUCCAUAAGGUUGAUAGACUAGCGAUCUGUUCAAGAAAACUGGAAAUAGCAAAGGAACAUUUCAGCCAAAGAUGGGCACAAAAAAGGACAGAAACAGUAAAGACCUAAUAGAAGCAGAAGAGAUGGAAAGAAUACACAGAACUGUACUAAAAAAGGUCUUAAUGAUGCGGAUAACCACGAUGGAGUGCUCACUCACCCAGAGCCAGACAUUCUGCGCUGUGAAGUCACGCGGGCCUUAGGAAGCACUGCUGUCAGCAAAGCUAGGGGCGGUGAUGGGGUUCCAGCAGAGCUGUUUAAAAUCCCAAAAGAUGACGCUGUCACAGCGCUCCCUCAGCACGUCCGCAAACUUGAAAACCCAGCAGUGGCCACAGGACUGGGAAAGGUCAGUCCGCAUCCCAUUUCCUAGGAAGGGCUGUGCUAAACAAUGUUCAAACCACCAGACAGUCGCUCUCAUCUCCCAUGCUAAUAAGCUAAUGCUCAAAUUCUUCAUGCUAGGCUUCAGCAUUACAUGAACUGAGAACUUCAGAUGUCCAAGCUGGGUUUAGAAAAGGCAGAGGAACCAGAGUUCAAAUUGCCAACAUUUGCUGGAUCAUACAGAAAUUAAAGGAAUUCCAAAAAGAAAAAUAUACCUCUGUUUCAUUGAUUACGCCAAAACGACAAAGUGGAUCAUAACAACUGUGAAAAACUCUUAAAAGAGAUGAGAAUACCAGACUAUCUUACCUGUCUCCUGAGAAACCCGUAUGCCAGUCAAGAAGCUGUUGUUUAGAACCGUGUAUGGAACAACAGACUGGUUCAGGAUUGAGAAAGGAGUGGACAGGGCUGUUUAUUUUCACCCUGCUUAACUUAUAUGCAGAGCACACCAUGAGAAAUGCCGACCGGAUGCAGCACAAGCUGGAAUCAAGACUGCUGGGAAGAAUAUCAACAACCUCGGAUAUGCAGAUGAUACCACUCAAAUGGCAGAAAGCAAAGAGGAACUAAAGAACCUCUUGAAGGAGGAGAGUGAAAAAGCCAGCUUAAAACUGAACAUUAAGAAAACUAUGAUCAUGGCCUCCGGUCCCAUCACUUCAUGGCAAAUAGAAGGGGAAAAGGGGAAGCAAUGACAAACUUCUUCUUGGGCUCUCAGAUCACUGCAGGCAUGAAAUUAGAAGAUGAUUGCUUCUUGGUGUGAAAGCUGUGACAAACCUAGAUGAUGUGUUAAAAAGCAAAGGCGUCACUUUGCCGACAAAGAUUCAAAUAGUCAAGGCUGUGGUCAGGCUAUGGUCUUUCCAGUAGUCAUAGACGAUUGUGAGCUGAACUAUAAAGAAGGCAAAGCACUGGAGAAUUGGUGGUCUUGAACUGUGGUGCUGGAGAAGACUCUUGAGAGUCCCUUGGACAUCAAGGAGAUCAAACCAGUCAAUCUUGAAAUCAACCGUGAAUACUCAUUGGAAGGACUGAUGCUGAAGCUCCAAUACUUUGGCCACUUGAUGGAGAGGGCUGACUCAUUGGAAAAGACCCUGAUGCUGGGAAAGAUUGAGGGCAGGAGGAGAAGGGGACGACAGGAUGAGAUGGUUGGAUGGCAUCACCGGCUCAAUGGACAUGAACUUGGGCAAACUCCAGGAGAUGGUGAGGGACAGGGAAGCGUGGGUGCUGCCAAGUCCAUGAGGUCGCCCAGAGUUGGACACGACUCGGAGACGAAACAACAAAAGCAAGGGUGACAGCACUGUCGCUUCUGUGGUUCCUGAUUUUAGAAAUGUGAGUCUCCUUCUGUUUUCUUGGUUAGUCUAGCUAAAGAAUUAGUCAGUUUUAUUGAUCUAUUCGAAGUUGUCCUCCAUUAUUUUUCAUUUUUUGCUUGGUUAAUCUCCACUCUCACCUUUAUUUCCUUGGGUUUUUUGCAUUUAUAAUUUUUCAGUUUUGUCAUACUUUCUUCAGUGGAAGUUUAGCUUAUUGUUUUGAGGUCUCCUUUUUAAUGUAGAUGUUUAUGGGUAUAAAUUUUCAUCUAAGCACUGAUUUAGCUUCAUCCUAUACAUUUUAGCAUAUUGUGUAUUUAUAUUUAUUUAUUCUUAUUUUCUAACUUCUCUUGUGAUUUCUUCUUUUACCCAUUUUUAUUUAGGAGUUUGUUGCUUAAUCUCCACAUGCUUGUGAAUUUCCCACUUCCUCCUGUUCCUUGAUUUCUGAUUUCAUCGAGCACGUCCUGUGUGCUUUCAUUCUUCAGGAUUUGAGGCUUGUGGUCUGUCCUGGAGAGUCUUAUGUGCAGCCCAGUGUUCGGCGGGUGGUGGGCGUCCUGUGGAAUCUGUAGGUCUGGUUGGCGUCUGGUGCUGCUCAGGUUUCUUUUCCUGUUGAUCUUUACCCCAGCUGUUAAAUUCAUUAUUGAAAGUGGGGUGUUGAAAUCUCCAACUAUUAAAGCUACGUUUCUCCCUUUUCUGUCAGUUUUGCUUCAUGUACUUUAGGGCUUUGUUGUUAAGUGCAUGUAUGUUUCUAUUUGGUGUUUCUUCCUGAGGGACGGACCUUGUAUCUUAGAGCAUAGCCUUCUCUGUCUCUAGUAACGACGUUUGCCUUAAAGUCUGUCUUGUACGAUGUGAGUGUACCUUCUGUUGUUUGCAUGACACAUCCUUCUCCAGCCCUUUACUGUCAUCAUCUCUGAAUCUAAAGUCUUUCUUAUGGAUGGUAUGUAUUUGAUCAUGUUUCUUGGUCUGUUCUACCAACUCUGUUGCUUGAGUGGAACAUUUAAUCUAUUUACCUUUAAUAUAAUUACUGAUAAGGUAAGAUUUAUGUCUGCCAUUUUUCUUUUUUUUCUACAUGUCUUUUAAAACCUUUCUCCCUCUAUUACUGAUUUCUUGUGUGUUAAAUAACUGUUUAAUUCCCUUGUAAUACUUUAAUUCCCUUGUGCCUUUCAUUAUUUGUAGGUAAUUUUUUCAGUGGUUGCCUUGAGGAUUAUGAUGAACAACUUAAUACACUCUAGUUUGGAUUAAUGCUGGCUUGAUUUCAGUGGUUACAAAGCUGCUUCCUUAGAACUCUGUUUCUUUCCAGCUCCUUUCCACUGUUCUUAUCAUACAAGUUGCAUCUUACGGGUUGUCAGCCCAUCAACAUAGGUGUGUGAUUAUUGCUGUAUGUAGUCGCUCUUUAGCUCAGUAGGAAAGGAAAAGGCUCAUAGACGUGUUUACACUGUCUUAUUGGCCCUGAGGCUGCUUUCACCCGCGCCCUCUGUGUCUCCUUGAGGAUCUGAAUCUGCCAACCGUGAACUGUCUUUGUUGUUGUCUCUUUGGGGAUAUCUUCAUUUCUUCAUUUUUGAGUCGUUUUGGUGGAUAUGGAAUUCUUGGUGUAAUAGUUUUUUCUUUCAACACUUUGAAUGUGUUAUACAUAUCACAGCUUCCUAGGCUCCAGGGUUCCAGGCAAAAAGGCAGCUGUCAGUCUUUCAGAGAAAGAAGCCUCUACAUACUGAGUUGGGUUUUCCUCUGCUUUCAAGAUGCUCUGUUUUCACCGUCCUGCUGUUAACUACAGGCUGUCUAGUCAGGGGCUCAUGGUCCAUGUGCUGCUGGGGCUUUGCUGAGCUGCUUGCUUGUAGACGUGGUUUCUCUUUGAACUUGGGAGAUUUUGGCCAUUAUUUCUCCAAAGAUUCUUUCUGCCCUGCCCCUCUUUCCUCUUUGAGGACCCCCAUCAUGUGUGCACACUGGCCUCUCAGGCCUGUUUGUUUUUUUUUUCAUUCUUUUUUCUGUUUCUCAGACUGGACCUAUUGACCUAUCUUCAAGGGCCUAGAUUCUUUGUUUUGCCAACCACAGUCUGGUGUUGAGUUGCUCUAGUGAGCUUUUCAUUUUAGUGAUUGUACUUUUUCAGUCCAGAAAAAGUCUAUUUUGUUUUCUUAAUUUUUUCUUGUUAUUGAUACUCUAUUGGUAAAACAUCAUUCUUGUAAUGUAAUUCUUUAGACAUGAACAUACGGUAACUGACUUAAAGUACUUGUCUAGUAAGUUUAACAUCUGGGCUUACUGCAGAAGAGUUUCUGUUGACCACUUUCUCCCUCUGUGUGUGGGCUCUACUUUGCUGGUUCUUCUUGUGUCUCUUUUUUAAGUAAUAUGAUGUGGCAACUCUGGAAGAUCCUCCCAUCCCCCAGAUUGUUGUUUCUGUUUGUUUAGUGUGUUUCCUGGACCAGUUGUGCAAAUCUGCACCUGCUGUGCUUGGCCAUGUGAGUCCUUGUCUGGCAGCUUCCUGAUCAGCUCAUUAGGUUUCCUCAAAUGCUUUGAUCCAAUGAGUCUUGUAGUUUUGCCGACUAGCUGUGUGUGCAUGUGUGUGCAUGUGUGUGGGGUGUUUGCAUGAGGGUGCAUGCCUGUGUGCAUGGGAGUGGGGGGUGUGCGUGCAUGUGCAUGGGUGUGCAUGUGUGGGAUGUGUGUGCAUGUGCAUGAGUGCAUGCACAUGGGGUGAGUGUGCAUGAGUGCAUGUGAGUGUGCAUGGGAGUAUGGGGUGCAUUGCAUGGAUGGGUGUGCAUGUGUGGGGUGCGUGUGUGUGAGUGCAUGUGGGGGUAAUUGUGCAUGUGCAUGUAUGAGUGUAUGCAUGUGUGCAUGAGUGUGUGCACUGGGGGUGUGUGUGCAUGUGUGUGGGAGUGUGUGUGGGUGUGUUGGGCAUACCUUCAGUGUCCUACUAGCCAGAUGCUGACCCUGACUUGGUUUUCCCUUCAUGAAUGUUUUGAUCUUUGCUCCACGAGAAAGUAGCUUAUAGUUGUAGUUGAUGUUUCUCUUAGGAGUGAGAGCAAGCAGUUUCCAUAUGUUAAAGCAGUCUUGUUUAUCCUUUUCUGGGAAUUGUAUUCCAUACCAUUUGCUCAUUUUUCUGUUUAUUGGUUUCUUAUUAAACUGUGGGAACUCUUUAUUCAGUGAGAAAACAAGCUGUACAUGAUGAGUUGCAAAUACAUCCUAAUUUUAUCUUCUGAUUUUGCUUACAUUGUUUUCUGCCAUGUAGAUUUUUUAAAAUGUAGUUGAAUUUAACCAGC
Molecule: messenger RNA, 9817 nt
Organism: Dama dama (fallow deer)
Lineage: Eukaryota; Metazoa; Chordata; Mammalia; Artiodactyla; Cervidae
Gene: UVSSA
Product: UV stimulated scaffold protein A
Exons: 14
Coding region: 140-2170 (676 amino acids)
Biological process (GO): transcription-coupled nucleotide-excision repair; response to UV
Cellular component (GO): chromosome
Molecular function (GO): RNA polymerase II complex binding
Source: RefSeq, a predicted model, not a curated record